AUGAGCGAAACAGCCAACUGGGAUGGCCUCGGCGUCUUCUGGACGGCCUUCGCCUCAGGCUGGACGGCCCUCCUGAUCGCUGGCAUGGCCUUCCUGCACCGGCGACGUCACAUGCCGAUCCUGCGCAUCCGCGGCCUCCCGCUCUCCUUCUGCGCCAUCCUCUUCCUGCACGCCUACUGGCUCGCCGUCCAGCUGGGCUACGUCUACGGCCACCUGAUGCCCAACGGCGUCGAGUACUGGAUCAUGGGCAUCUAUUUUCCUUUCGGCGUCGCCCUCUUCCACGCUUCCAAUAGCCAGUUCCUCCACGUGGCCAAGCGCCAGAAGAAGUAUGCCCAGCUCGCCUUGCCUGCCGGUAGCGGGAAGAAGCCGGGCCAGCACCAACGCCAGCAGCACCAGCAGCAGCAGCUCGCGAAGAAGAAGACGUCGUCGUCCAAGUGGCCUCUCGUUGGCAAGUUUCGGCGGUACGAUUAUACCACCAAGAUGCUGGCGGUUGUUUGUGCGGGCAUGACGUUCCAGUUCGCCUUGACGCUUGUCAUGUACCUCGUCUCUCGCAAGUUCCACCCUUCCUUCGGCAUUCCCGGGACCGAAGUCACAGGGACCCCUGACGAGGUUAAGAGGGAGCAGGGUCGAGGAUGGGAAUGGUGGCCGUCGGUCUUCUGGCAGAUCUUCUGGGCCUGGAUGGUCGCUCCCUACAUUCUCUGGCAGUCUCGCGGCAUCCACGACACGCAGGGAUGGCGCGUGCAGACGGUGGCCUGCUGUUUGGUGUCUCUGCAUGCGGCGCCCAUGUGGCUGAUCGCUCUUUACGUUGAUGGCAUGGGCGUGAUCAACCAAUACUUUAUCCCACCCCAGUGGAUCGCGGUGUCGAUCAUGUUCAUGGAAAUCUUCACCAUCUUCACCCCCUGCUGGCAGGUCCUCCGGCACCAGUCCCUCCGGCAGGAGACGCUCGAGCUCAUCGCGCUCUGGGAGACGGGCAGGAAGAGCGGCAGCGGCAAGUCGUUCGCGUCCGACUCGACGCGGGUCGGCGGCAGCGGCAAGGAGACGUACCUCUCGUGGAAGCACAUGGGCGAGGCGGAACGCGGCGGGUCCAUCGACGCCAUGACGGCGGCGGGAGGCGGCCUCCUGACCAUGGACGCGCUCGAGUACGCGCUGAAGAAGAACCCGGGCCCCCUGCAGCACUUCUCCGCGCUCAAGGACUUUUCCGGCGAGAACAUUGCGUUCCUGACGGCCGUGCUGCGGUGGAAGACGAAUCUCCGGGCGCAUCAGAACGCCGGCGCCCCUGCUUCCCUGGUCGGUUCUUCUUCGCCUGCCGAAGCCCAACGGAAAAGGCAGCGCGAGGAGCGCGACCGGGAGAUGUUCAACGAGGCGCUGCGGAUCUACACCGAGUUCAUCUCGCCGCGGGAUGCCGAGUUCAGCAUCAACAUUUCGUCGUCGGACCUGAAGCGCAUCGAGGCCGUGUUCGAGUCCGCGGCCAGGACGCUGUACGGCGACGAGAGGCGCAGCAAGGACUCGGCCACGCCGUUCGACGACUGGGGUGCGCCCAAGUCGUCGUCGGCCAGCGAGAAGGGGAUCGUGCACGGCGACGGCGACGGCGACGUGGACAUGUCGGACGCGGGCUCGACGAUUGCGGAGCGGGUGUACUACUGGGGCCGCAUCCCCGAGGGGUUCGACGAGACGGUGUUCGACGAGGCGGAGACGAGCAUCAAGUAUCUUGUGCUCACUAACACUUGGCCCAGGUUUGUCAGGGAUAGGCGGACGUCUUUCGACUCGACGGAGAGUGUUGAGUCGUAUGAUACGCUGCUUGAUAUGGUGGCGAAGAGGGGCCAGACUGGCAAGUGA
Sodiomyces alkalinus F11 is the source of this 1836-nucleotide messenger RNA. RefSeq lists its product as hypothetical. The record is from RefSeq and is a predicted model, not a curated record. Bases 1 to 1836 code for a protein of 611 amino acids. Lineage: Eukaryota; Fungi; Ascomycota; Sordariomycetes; Glomerellales; Plectosphaerellaceae. The transcript has 5 exons.